This is a messenger RNA of Neltuma alba, 1911 nucleotides long. RefSeq lists its product as uncharacterized. The record is from RefSeq and is a predicted model, not a curated record. The transcript has 7 exons. Bases 1 to 1911 code for a protein of 636 amino acids. Lineage: Eukaryota; Viridiplantae; Streptophyta; Magnoliopsida; Fabales; Fabaceae.
AUGGAGGAGGUUGGCGAAGUAACUGUGACUGUGACAAACGAAGGAGGGCCAAGUGAAGAAGUGAAGAAUGGCUACAUGUUGUUUAGACGAGAAUUUCUUAAGGGUGGGGAGAAGUUUAAGAAUAUGUCUGAACAAGUGAAAAAGGCAUCAAAGGCAUGGAAGCAGUUGACACCAGAGGAGCAGAAGAAAUACAGUGAUAGGGUGAAGCAAUCAAGAAAGGAAGGGAUGAAGAAGAAGAGGAAGAAAAAAGUGGCUUUUAGCACUCGUUGCUCGGUUCGGCAAUUUAAGUCAUUAGUGGACUUCAUAAAAGAUGAUGAAGAUUUGAAAGUGAGGGUACAAAAUUUAGGCUUUGGCCAUUUACUUGACAUUGGAUGUGAGAGACUCCCUCGUGACCUCAUAGUAUGUGUUCUCCGAGCAUAUGAUCCGCCUACCCAUCAAUUUCUAAUAAGAGGGAUAAUAAAGGAAAUAGAAGCAAAUGAUGUUGCAAACUUGUUGGGUGUACCCCACACAGGGGAGAAGGUAAAAAUGGACGUAUGUGAUGAUGAUGAGACAUACCAGAGGUUGAAGGAGGAAUUUGGUAAAGUCCCUUAUACGAAGAUACUCAAUGACAUUAAAUCUGGGCAGAAGAAAGAUGAGUUUGAGUUCUUGUUUAUGCUGUACACACUUGGGAGUUUUUUAACUCCUACUUCACAAACAACUGUGAGUGACAAGCUAAUAAGAGUCAUGUGCUGUACCAUGAAGGGAUUUCACCAAUUUGAUUGGGCCACGUACAUUGUGAAGCACUUGUGGAAAGAGAUGGGAGAUUAUGUGAAAGUGUACACAAAAGCAAAGAAAGACGAAGAUGAAGAUGAAGGAAGCUGCAAUGUGGGAGGAUGCAUCUACCUCCUGUUGUUAUAUUUUGCUGAGCACUUCCCACUAUCCAAAACUGUUGAGAGAGGGUCCCUAAAUGCCAUUCAAUUCUGGACUGAUGAGAAGAUAAGGAAGCUGGAAAAGAAGGAGAGGGAAAGCAAGAGGGGUUUACUGUAUAAGGGCAAGGGAAGUAUGGAUAGAAGUGGGAAGGAUGAAGGAAAACGCAGAAAUAAGGAUAGGGAAAAUAAUGUGACCACAGAUGAUGAGGACCCUAUUGACGUCCCAGAUGAUGAUAAGGGAGAUGAUGAUGCAUUUGGCGAUGAGGACCCCCAUGAUCAUGAUGGACAUGAGUCUGAUCAUGAAGGUGAUGAUAGAGAUGAGUUCCACAAGGGAGAUGAUCAGGGAGACGAUGAUGCAACUGGCUCAGAUAGAGGUGAUGACAUCAGUGUUGCAGCAAAAGGUGCAGACAAAGAAAUUAUGGAGUCUCCCCUGCCCUUUUCCCCCAUGGACAAGGGAUGUCAACUCCAAAGGUCGCAAAGGGAGAUGAAAUCCGCUAUCAAUUCUCCAUGGAUUUUGACAAAGCCAAUUAAGAGGCCUUUGGUGAAAAUCUCUGAUGAAGAUAUCACUCGGGAUCAGCUAAGGACACUUGGUGGAAUUGAGAAAAUAGGUAACCGGCUGAUGUCAACUGUGUGCAAGACUCUAAUGGCUGAUAUGGAGAACGAAGGGCAGGUGAAGCGGCACAUUUUUUAUGCUGACUUUAUGGCAAUAAUGGCAGCUAACCCAAAGCUGUGGGAUGCUACAAAACGGAAGAAACAAUUUUUACCUGAAAAUGUAAGCUACAAUAUAGGAGAAUGUGAUUUGAUCUUUGGACCCACACUUGUUGGCACUCACUGGUUCUGUGUUGUGCUUGAGCCUAGCAUAAUGAAUUUCUAUGUGCUGGACUCAAUGAAGCCAAAUUUAGAGGGUAAGAAGAAGAGCAAGAAGAAGGGUGUAAUUAUUGAUGACAUGACGACCGUGGUCACUGAAUGUGUAAGGAUAAUGCAACUCAUCUUCUAUGAUUGA